Messenger RNA from Raphanus sativus (radish), 1369 nucleotides. RefSeq names its product phospholipase A(1) LCAT3-like. Gene Ontology annotation, biological process: lipid metabolic process. The record is from RefSeq and is a predicted model, not a curated record. The transcript is spliced from 10 exons. NCBI's taxonomy places the organism in Eukaryota, Viridiplantae, Streptophyta, Magnoliopsida, Brassicales, Brassicaceae. The coding region runs from base 199 to 1188 and encodes 329 amino acids.
UGCGUAGCAAAAGUAAGUUGGUGAAGAAGGUGUGUAAUCUUGAGUGUCUUUUUUUUUGCAGGUUAUACAGAGCCAUUGGAUGAAGAUAUUGAGAUCUUGGUCCCUGAUGAUGACCAUGGACUCUAUGCAAUUGACAUUCUAGAUCCAUCCUGGUUUGUAAAGCUUUGUCACUUGACGGAGGUGUAUCACUUUCACGAUAUGAUAGAAAUGCUGGUUGGAUGUGGUUACAAGAAGGGGACUACACUAUUUGGAUACGGUUACGAUUUCAGACAAAGCAAUAGGAUUGAUCAACUCAUGGUCGGUCUCAAAAAGAAGCUGGAAACUGCAUAUAAAACUUCAGGGGAGAGGAAAGUCACUAUCAUCUCCCACUCAAUGGGAGGAGUUAUGGUUUCCUGUUUCAUGUUUCUCUAUCCCGAGGUUUUCUCCAAGUAUGUUGGUAAAUGGAUUACAAUUGCAACUCCUUUCCAAGGAGCUCCAGGGUGCAUCAAUGAUUCACUCUUGACUGGAGUGCAGUUUGUGGAAGGCUUAGAAAGCUUCUUUUUCGUAUCACGAUGGACCAUGCACCAACUGUUGGUAGAGUGUCCAUCUAUAUAUGAGAUGAUGGCAAAUCCAGAUUUUAAGUGGAAGAAACAACCUGAGAUUCGAGUUUGGCGUAAGAAAACUGAAAAGGACAACGAUGACACUUCUGUGGAAUUGGAAACAUUUGGAUUAACUGAGAGUAUUGAUCUAUUCGACGAUGCAUUGAAGAAUAACGAGCUAAGCUAUGGUGGGAAUAAAAUAGCGUUACCGUUUAACUUUUCUAUCCUUGAGUGGGCGAGUAAGACGAGAGAGAUUCUCAAUAAAGCGAAACUUCCUGAUGGAGUUUCCUUCUAUAACAUUUAUGGAGUGGCACAGGAUACGCCUUUUGAUGUUUGUUAUGGCACAGAGACUUCUCCAAUUGGGGAUUUGUCUGAAAUAUGUCAAACUAUGCCUGAGUAUACAUAUGUAGAUGGAGAUGGAACUGUACCAGCUGAAUCAGCAGCAGCUGCUCAGUUCAAAUCAGUUGCGAGUGUAGGAGUGUCCGGAACCCAUAGAGGACUCCUCCAUGAUAAAAGAGUGUUUGAACUCAUCCAGCAAUGGCUAGGAGUUGAGCCUAAGAAGACUAAACGAAAGCACUCAAGGACUCGCAAAGUUGCUGCUUCUGGUUAAAAUCCAAAGCCUAAACUUAAAAAAAAAACUUGUAUGAAUAAAUUAAAACAAAGAACUGCCUGUGAUGUGAUCAUUUUUUAAUUAUAUGUAAACUGUGACAUGUAUGUGCCAUGUAAAGGAGCAAGCUUUGUGAUUUGUUAAUAAAGAACGAAUAAAAAUGUGGACUUUUCUGUAAAUACAA